Molecule: messenger RNA, 2359 nt
Organism: Phacochoerus africanus (Common warthog)
Lineage: Eukaryota; Metazoa; Chordata; Mammalia; Artiodactyla; Suidae
Gene: FBXO5
Product: F-box protein 5
Exons: 5
Coding region: 531-1877 (448 amino acids)
Biological process (GO): regulation of mitotic nuclear division; negative regulation of meiotic nuclear division
Cellular component (GO): nucleus
Molecular function (GO): protein binding
Source: RefSeq, a predicted model, not a curated record
CGUGAGAUGACCAGAGGAAGUCGGCUACCCUUUGUACCCAUCGGAGAUCCUCAGACAGAAGCCGCAGCUGCCUUCAGGAUGAAAUUCGGACCCACAGGAGGCCGGUGCACCAGACUGCAGAGGGGAGGUUGGCGGGAGCGCGCAUGCGUGGUAGGGUACCUCCACGUGCAGGCCGCGGGAGGCCUACCCCGCGCUCCGAGGCCCCGCCCCGGCCCCGCCCCCAGCCGCAGCAUCUUUCCGGACGCUCGGGGCCGGCUGGAAGGAAGGAGGUUGGGCCUCGCGACCCGGCCCCGCCUCGGCUCCCUCCAAUUGGGCAUGGGUGAAGGGAUCCCCUCCCACCCUCCUCCCAUUGGAGCGCGCGUGUGAGCGGCGCUCUCCAUUGGGCCCUGCGGAUUUGGGCACCAAAUUCAAAGAUUUUAAAAGUACCAGCUGGCGCCUUUUAGAAGCUAGAGCCCUGUGAAGCGGACCGCCUACUCCUCCGUAGUGGUAGCAGCUCCUUCUCACCUGAGGCAGGUCCCACUUGCACUGGCAUGAGCCGGCUCCCCUGCAGCUGUUCCCCACGGCCGCCCUCCGGUUCCUGCCGCUGCAGCUACAGCGCCCUGACAGCUGCCGGGCGCCCUCGCCCCUCGGACGAUUGUAAAGAAGAAGGUUCCACUCUCUCCGUCAAAAUGAAGUGUGAUUUUAACUAUAGCCAUGUUCAUUCUGGAGUUAAACCGGCAAAACCUGAUGAUGGUGGAAGAUGCAGUUCCUACACUCCUGCAUAUUUGGAAGGUUCUUAUAAUGACUGCAUUAAAGACUAUGAAAGGUUAUCAGAUAUUAGGUCUCCAAUCGUGAACUCCAGGAUCGUAGAGCUUGAAACUGAAGGCAAGCCCUUGCAUAAUAAGGAAAAUCAACAUGUGCAACAAACACUUAAUAGUUCAAAUGACAUAGAAGAACUGGAGACCAGUGGACCUUAUGAAGACAGUGGCUACUCUUCAUUUUCCCAACAAAGUGUCCUCAAUGAACAUGAAGACAGUAGUCUUACAUUGGUGGAAAAUUAUAGUGACAGUCCACAACCUUGCCUGCUACGGACAAAAAGCCCAGACCAAUAUCCUAACAAAAACUUGCUGCCAGCUCUUCAUUUUGCAAAAUUUGUUUGUUCAACAUUAAAAAAAAAUUGUAAACGAAAUCCUAAAAUAGAUCGAGAGAAACUGAAGGAAUUUGUAUCCAGUGGAAAUUUUAGACUACAGAAUAUAAUUGGCAGGAAAAUGGGCCUAGAAUGUGUAGAUAUUCUCAGCGAACUCUUUCGAAGGGGACUCAGGCAUCUCUUAGCAAAUAUUUUAACACAGCUCAGUGAUAUGGACUUAAUCAAUGUGUCUAGAGUGAGCACAACUUGGAAGAAGAUUCUAGAAGAUGAUAAGGGGGCAUUGCAAUUAUACAAUAAAGCAAUACAAAGAAUUACUGAAAAGAACAUUAAGUUUUCACCACAUGCUUCAACCAGAGAAUAUGUUUUAUUCAGAACCGCAUUAGCAUCUGUUCAAAAAUCAGCAACCCAGACUCUCCCUAAAAAAGAUACUCAAACCAAGUUACCUGAUCCAGGUGAUCAGAAAGGUUCUACCUUUAGUCGACACAGUGAAUUCUCUGAGGUUGCCAAGACUUUGAAAAAGAAUGAAAGCCUCAAAGCCUGCAUUCGCUGUAAUUCACCAGCAAAAUAUGAUUGCUAUUUGCAACGGGCAACCUGUAAACGAGAAGGCUGUGGAUUUGACUAUUGUACAAGGUGCCUGUGUGAUUAUCAUACCUCUGAAGACUGUUCAAAUAGCAAGCCUUUAAAAGCCAGUUAUAAAAUGGGUCCUCUGCCAGGUACUAAGAAAAGCAAGAAGAAUUUACGACGAUUGUGAUCUCUUAUUAAAUCAGUUGUAACUGAUCAUGAAAGGUUAGUUAGAAAAUGUUAGGUUUUAAUUUAAAAAAUAAAUGUAUUGUGAUUUUCAACUUUAUGUUGAAAUCAAUGGUUUUUUUUCCCCAACUGAUAAAAGAUGAUGCCCAACCUCUUAAAAUAUUUUACACUUUAAUAGGGAAAAGUUCAAAAUUCUCAAUAUAUAUCAAAAUUUAAAUAUUUUAAGAAAAAGGGAAAACAGUUACUUGAUGAUUGUGAUUCAGAGGCAAAAUAAAAUUGAUUCAAUUUUAUAGUAAAGGAAGACCAUGUGAUUUUACCUACAGUCUUCAGUGCCAAUCUUUUUACCAUCUAUUAACAUUUGAGACAUUUUAUUUGCUUUACCAAAUUAAUAAUACCUAUUGAAAUAUCAACUUCUGAUGUCUGUCAAUUUAAAUGUUUUGUCACCUUUAACCUCUUUUUCAGUGUAUUUCCCAAAAUGUUUUAUGA